AUGACAUUUCUGGUCUCGUUGCUUGGCAACAGUUUGGUCAUUCACGUGGUACGAACCACACCCUCCAUGUACACUUCUGUCAAUCUGUACAUUGCAAAUAUGGCUUUCUCUGAUAUCAUCUCUGCUAUAGUUUGUACGCCGGUGUCUUUGAAGAUUGUAUUCAAGGGGUAUUCCUGGAUCGAUGGUCUGGUGGGCUUGGUCCUCUGUAGAAUUGUAUUUUUAUUGUUUUAUUCUUCCUUUGCCUGCUCUACCUUCAACCUCGUUGCCAUAGCAGUAGACAGAUACCUGGCUGUCACUAAGCCUCUUUAUCGCUAUUCUUUCAGGAAGGCAAAGAUCAAUAUUGCUGUAAUCUGGACUGCGAGUUCAAUUCUAUCUAUUCCCAUCAUACUAGGAUACGUCAAUACAUUUAAGGCAAGGGAAAUUGCGCCUGGUUGUUAUGAUAUUGAUCGUGACAAGGCUUACAAAGUUGGCGUGACAAUCAUGGCGUUACUCUGUUACAUAAUACCACUUGUCUGUGCCACAAUACUGUACACUAUGACAGGAUGCAGACUACGCAUGCGUUCUAAAUCCAACAUUGGUGGUUAUUCACUACAAAGGCAAAUCCAAGCCAAACAAUCUGCUUUCAAAGCGACGAAGUUGAUGGUGACUGUCAUCGUAGUCUUUGCCCUGUGUUGGGCGCCAUUUUUUACCUAUCACAUGGUUAAAGCCUGGUACGAUGACAAACUGUGGUACAUAUUCAAAACGUAUUACAGACCUUUGUGCUUUCUUUUAGCGUCAACAAACGGGGCACUCAACCCUUGCCUUUAUCUGCUAUUCAACAGUAAUUUUAGAAAUGGUUUCAAGAGGGCAUUACUUUGCCGAAAAGAAACCGGACGAAGAAGCAUGAGCUUUGAGCUACGAUCAAAGAGAGACAGCACAAAACAACUGCGGUGAGUCGUUGGUCAAAAGUGGGAAAGCAAAACCUUUUUUAUGAAGACUUUUGGAGUCAAUAAGAAGUACAGUUUCACUACACGUCUGUCGUUUCUGCUACUUCUUCUACAGAUGCAGCACGUUUUCAUGCAGUCUAUUGUUUGAUCGUCGCCAACAAAAUUUACCGACCGAGAUCUAAAAAAAAAUUUAAUUCUGUUGAAUUCCGCAAAAGCUUGGAUAUUAUCCUUGAUUAACAAUGCUACUCAACAAAUAUAGGUUUUACAAUGUUAAAAAUUGUCAUUGACUCAAUCUUACAUCCUGUCCGACAAGUCAACUCCUGCKAAACGCUUCAACAAAUUCGUGUCAUUAAUUACAGCAAAUGCAUUCUCUUGAAUACUACAGUAUUAUUUCUUCAUGUGUUUAACGGUUUGACGAUUGGACUUCAGUUUUUAAUGUCUGUAUCAUCACAUUGUCAAAGACGUGUGGAUCCACGAGGCAUAGAAUAACAAAAACAAUAAAAUCAUAUGCACUAAGUUUCAUUUAAGACAUUAUUUUGGACACGCAGUAAUUGGCUUAACGCUGUUGCGGUCACCCUGUCAUAUAUAUCAUCCACGAGGCGAAGAAUAACAAAAACAAUAAAAACAUAUGCACUAGUUUCAUUUAAGACAUUAUGUUGGACACGCAGUAAUUGGCUUAACGCUGUUGCGGUCACCCUGUCAUAUAUAUCACAGUAUUUUUUUUCACUUAUUAUAUUUCCAGUUUAAUAUAUGGCGAAACUAAUAAAUAAAU
Messenger RNA from Actinia tenebrosa (Australian red waratah sea anemone), 1698 nucleotides. RefSeq names its product neuropeptide FF receptor 2-like. The record is from RefSeq and is a predicted model, not a curated record. Gene Ontology annotation, cellular component: plasma membrane. Gene Ontology annotation, biological process: G protein-coupled receptor signaling pathway. Gene Ontology annotation, molecular function: G protein-coupled receptor activity. Lineage: Eukaryota; Metazoa; Cnidaria; Anthozoa; Actiniaria; Actiniidae.